Messenger RNA from Carcharodon carcharias (great white shark), 3371 nucleotides. RefSeq names its product E3 ubiquitin-protein ligase ARIH1. Gene Ontology annotation, biological process: protein polyubiquitination; ubiquitin-dependent protein catabolic process; positive regulation of proteasomal ubiquitin-dependent protein catabolic process. Lineage: Eukaryota; Metazoa; Chordata; Chondrichthyes; Lamniformes; Lamnidae. The transcript has 15 exons. The record is from RefSeq and is a predicted model, not a curated record. Bases 546 to 1910 code for a protein of 454 amino acids. Gene Ontology annotation, cellular component: nucleus; cytoplasm; ubiquitin ligase complex. Gene Ontology annotation, molecular function: ubiquitin protein ligase activity; zinc ion binding; ubiquitin conjugating enzyme binding.
CACCAACGUUAAAUGGCUACAUUUGAUGCAUGGUCAGGUUGGGGAAGUUCUGGUCUUAUUGUUCUGAGUUUGUCAGUGCUGGAUAUUGUAUGGACCAUGGAGCAAUGGAUGUCUUUAAGAGAAGAAAAAUUUUUUGUGACAUGCCACCAAGUAUUGAUCAUAGUGAAACACAAUCUGGGAGAAGAAAAUGAAAUGAAUUAUAGUUGGAAUUAAUGAGCAAUGUAGUGAACUUAGUCCUAUACAUUAAAAGCUACUCUUGGACCUAAGCAAAACAAAAGGUUGGGCUGCAUGAAGAUCUCAUCGCAGUUCCCGACACUGAAAAUGCACCUUACCAUAAACACAGACUAUAUUCAGAGCUGAUGGAAACAUACUUUCUGUAAGGUUAUGGUAUCUCAAUCUAUACAUGCAAAACCAGGAAUAGCAGCCAUGUUUGAAUCUUGGGGUACCCAUCAUUAACAUGCUGUGGUCGCCAUUGACCAGAAACGUAACUGAAGCAGCUACAUAAAUACUGUGGCUCGUGGCACAGGUUGGAGGCUGGACAUUCUAUGAAUCCAGCCACUAUCACGAGGAUACUUCUCAGCCACUUCAACUGGGAUAAGGAGAAACUAAUGGAAAGAUACUUUGAUGGAAACUUGGAGAAACUUUUUGCAGAAUGUCAUGUAGUAAACCCUUAUAAAAAAUCUCGAACACGCCAGAUGAACACUCGAUCAUCCUCACAGGACAUGGUUUGUGCGAUCUGCUACCUGAAUUAUCCUAACUCGAAAGAAGAAAGUGGGGGGUCUGGAAGCGCCACUAGGAUCACUAACUCAGUAUCAGAUUGCCAGUACUUCACAGGUUUGGAGUGUGGUCACAAAUUCUGUAUGCAGUGCUGGAAUGAAUACUUAACUACAAAAAUCAUUGAGGAAGGUAUGGGGCAGACUAUAUCCUGCCCAGCUCAUGGCUGUGAUAUCCUAGUUGAUGACAACACAGUUAUGCGUUUGAUCACAGAUUCCAAAGUCAAGUUGAAGUACCAGCAUUUAAUAACAAACAGUUUUGUAGAGUGCAAUCGACUGUUAAAAUGGUGCCCUGCCCCUGACUGUCACCAUGUUAUUAAAGUCCAGUACCCUGAUGCAAAACCAGUUCGCUGUAAAUGUGGGCGGCAGUUCUGCUUCAACUGUGCUGAGAAUUGGCAUGAUCCUGUUAAAUGCAAGUGGUUGAAGAAGUGGAUUAAAAAGUGCGAUGAUGACAGUGAAACCUCCAAUUGGAUUGCAGCAAACACUAAGGAAUGCCCGAAAUGCCAUGUUACCAUUGAGAAGGAUGGUGGAUGCAAUCACAUGGUUUGUCGCAAUCAGAAUUGUAAAGCAGAAUUCUGUUGGGUCUGCCUUGGUCCGUGGGAGCCACAUGGAUCUGCCUGGUAUAACUGCAAUCGUUACAAUGAAGAUGACGCAAAGGCUGCAAGGGAUGCUCAGGAGCGUUCUCGAGCGGCACUCCAGCGGUACCUAUUUUACUGCAACCGUUACAUGAACCACAUGCAGAGCCUGAGGUUUGAGCACAAGCUCUAUGCUCAGGUCAAGCAGAAGAUGGAGGAAAUGCAGCAACACAAUAUGUCUUGGAUUGAGGUGCAGUUCCUGAAGAAAGCUGUGGAUGUGCUCUGCCAGUGCCGCGCCACGUUAAUGUACACUUACGUCUUUGCUUUCUACCUCAGAAAGAACAACCAGUCCAUUAUCUUUGAGAACAAUCAGGCAGAUCUGGAGAAUGCAACAGAAGUGCUGUCUGGCUAUCUGGAGAGGGACAUAUCCCAGGACUCUCUGCAGGACAUCAAACAGAAAGUACAAGACAAGUACAGAUACUGUGAGAGCCGGAGGAAGGUGUUGCUACAACAUGUGCACGAAGGCUACGAGAAAGACCUUUGGGAGUAUAUCGAGGACUGAGGCUCAGCUUGCAAUGAACUGUCAACCCAUUAGCAACAGAGUGCUGAUGCAAAUAAAGUGGGCGGCACUGGCCCUUGCAGAUACUGCUGGAGUUCUACCCUACUUUUUGUUAAUGGAAAGUUUAAGUAAAUUAUAUUGUAAUAAAAAAGUAGAUAAAACCACAAAAUGUACAACAGUAUUGUAAGUGGAUGAAGGGUAUGACACACUAAAAACCCUCCAACUUUAAUCUGUAAUGUAGCUACAUUCUGAGAGCUGAACCAUUUUCUGUUUCCUUUCAUUUAUUCAUUUUCUCUGUGUGUAGUAAUUGAACUGAAACUGUUUUGACCUGGCUCCUCUUUUCCAGCCAGACAUUAAUUGUAUGUAGGUUCCCUGUUUGUGAAUGUUGAUUGGCUAACUGUAAGGCAGCGCUCUGGGGGAUAUCUUUGUAUAUGACUUUUAAAAGGAGGACACAGUAUUUUUCAAAUUGUAUAUAGCGCAUAUGCAUGGUUGAGCGAGAGCAAGCGUGGCACGUGUUUGCAUAAUGUUUAAUUACAAAAAAUAUUUAUUCUUUAAAAACCUUCAAGAAUAUGUAUAUUUGCUGUGCAGUUUCUUUAGGUUUGCUAACCUUUGACCUCAACGCUGUUAGUGGAAUGUGAAUUUAAUUUUCUGCUUUUUCUGCUUUUUUUAAAAAAAACAAGUUUUUACCUUGUAAUUUUCCAUAGUACUAGUUGUAGACUCGAGCUGAGAUCUGGUGGUGUCGAGUUUCCCCGAUAUUGACCUCCUCCCCCUGCCCCUUCCCCACCCCUGUCAUUUGUCAUUGCUGCUUUUCUACCCCGCUGCAUCUUCUAGCUAAUGACCGUCACCUCCAGCUUCAGCAGAAGCCCUCAGUACUUUCCUUUUCUUUACUGUAUAAAAAAUUUUUAAAAAAUACCCGUAAAAUUGUACAGAUCUCGUCAGACAAUAGGAGCGGUACAGGUAGCCAACAUUUGGAAGAGAACAGCAUUCGGCUUGUGUGUGUGUCUCUCUCUCCCCCCUCCCCCUAUACCUCCACUGUCCUGGGUGUUAAUGGCUGCUGUCCUUGCUGUGCUCUGCCUGUGUGUUGCUAUCCCAGCGUUUAGAGGUUAGGGUUGAAGGAUCAUUGCUUGGUGGGGCUAAGUGAAAGAUGGACUGCUAUGUUCUAAACUGGCAACCAACCCAAGCUGCAAGUAAUAGUUUUGUUCCACUUCACCAUUAAAUUGGUUGUAUAUAUCAAAAAGAAGGUUGUCUGAGGUUUAAACCUAGCACUGGGUUCCUUAGCCCCACACUCAUUGCUGUGGAAUUUUUGUGUUUUUUUUCUUUUUGUUGCACUGGGACAAUGUAUUGUCAAAUUCUCAAACGUUGAAAGAUUUGUAGCUGUAAUGGAUGAAUCCAUGACAAACUUACACAAUUGUAAAGCUUGAAUACUGCAAAGCAUUUACUGACGAUAAAGGUUUAAUUUGGGUA